Candida dubliniensis CD36 is the source of this 849-nucleotide messenger RNA. RefSeq names its product Nag1p (gene NAG1). Gene Ontology annotation, molecular function: identical protein binding; glucosamine-6-phosphate deaminase activity. Gene Ontology annotation, biological process: D-glucosamine catabolic process; N-acetylglucosamine catabolic process; carbohydrate metabolic process. Gene Ontology annotation, cellular component: cytoplasm. The record is from RefSeq and is a predicted model, not a curated record. Bases 1 to 849 code for a protein of 282 amino acids. The transcript has a single exon. NCBI's taxonomy places the organism in Eukaryota, Fungi, Ascomycota, Pichiomycetes, Serinales, Debaryomycetaceae.
AUGCAACCACUCCCAAAAAAAUGCAACCACCACCUAAUCUCCCAUAUAAGGUCCAUCAUCUGCCCGUCCCGAAGAAAUGAAAACCGUACUUCCUCAUCAACCAUGAGACAAGCUAUCUUUUCCAACCCUAACGAUGCUGCUGAGUAUUUGGCAAACUAUAUCAUUGCCAAAAUCAACGCCUCCACGAAACCAUUUGUUCUUGGUCUUCCAACCGGAUCAUCCCCUGAAGGCAUUUAUGCUAAAUUGAUUGAAGCCUACAAGCAAGGUCGAGUCAGCUUUAAAAAUGUUGUUACCUUCAACAUGGACGAGUAUUUGGGAUUGGCACCAUCGGAUUUACAGUCGUACCACUAUUUCAUGUACGACAAACUCUUUAACCAUAUCGAUAUCCCCCGUGAAAAUAUCCAUAUCCUCAACGGAUUGGCCAAAAACAUCGACGAGGAAUGUGCCAGCUACGAAAGGAAAAUCAAACAAUACGGCAAGAUUGAUUUGUUCUUGGGUGGGUUAGGUCCCGAAGGUCAUUUGGCAUUCAACGAGGCCGGGUCGUCAAGAGAUUCCAAAACAAGAAAGGUCGAAUUGGUCGAAAGCACCAUCAAGGCAAACUGCAGGUUUUUUGACAACGACGAGAGUAAAGUCCCCAAGUAUGCAUUGAGUGUUGGUAUCUCCACAAUCUUGGACAACUCACAGGAAAUCGCUAUUAUCGUGUUGGGCAAGAAUAAACAAUUUGCCUUGGACAAAACCAUCAACGGCAAACCAAACGACCCAAAAUACCCAUCUAGCUAUUUACAAGACCACGCAAACGUUUUGAUUGUUUGCGACCAUGCUGCCGCUGGAUUAAAGUCAAAGUUAUAG